This is a messenger RNA of Rhodofomes roseus, 1025 nucleotides long. RefSeq lists its product as uncharacterized. The record is from RefSeq and is a predicted model, not a curated record. The transcript has a single exon. Bases 308 to 925 code for a protein of 205 amino acids. Lineage: Eukaryota; Fungi; Basidiomycota; Agaricomycetes; Polyporales; Fomitopsidaceae.
CUUGAAUCGUCUUCGCAGGAUUGAUACAGGUUCGAUGAUGGAAGGGCAAAACCCGCUGCCGCCGCAACAAACAAAGAUCGCAAGGACGUUCGGACGUAUGCUGCGAUUUGGACAGUGCGAAGGCAAGUCGUUCUUGCCUGUGUUUGAACAAUGAAGUGCUCAUACGACGCCAGUAUUCCCAUUGCACUCAGUGGAGAACGUUGUAUUUGUUGAAAGCGACACCGAGGAGUCAGGAUCUGAUACAGGAUCAGACAGCACGGGAAGUUCAUCGGGCUCAGACUCGACGAGCCUAGUCUAGCCCAGAAAGAUGACACAUUCAGAGAUGUCCCGGUUGGAUGCUCUCGCACAUCUCCCUCCAGCCCUUGUCUGCAUAUCCCAGUGCCCCAUUGUCUGCCGCCCGGGUCCAGCCCAAGAUGGUUGGAGACCAGCCGGAAAUGUGAAGGAGGUUGUUCUUGCACGUCAGCUGGUCUAUGCUGCCUUUGAACCCGAUGAGUCGAUCAAUGACAGCUGGUCGGCCCUGGAUCCACAGGAGCGCUGUGACAGAAUUGGCGUGGGUUUCCGGUAUGCGACACCGUACCUACCAUGCGUACUGGCAGUGUCGCGAGAAGGAGCUGGAGAACGAGACGUGGAUGUACCAGCCGCCGGUGAUUUGCCCGAACUGCAACGCGGCGAUCUAGAUGUUCGGUUUGUCAAAUUCUUUGGAUUUGCUUUGCUCGGGGUCGUCUCACCCUUUCGUGCUAUCUUGCUAGUACACCACUUAUCACGCUAUGCUUCCACCAAGAUUGCUUUUUACAUCGUUCGCGCUGAUUUGUACGUUCACCUUAUGCCCCUCACCCGAUUUGCUACCAUUAUAUACGCUCAUAGUACCCUCUGUGCAUAUAAGAUACAUCGCGUACCUACUAGGUUCAUCAAUGUAUAUGGCUGACCUCGAUCACGGUAACAUGGAUGCGGCUUGCAUCCAGCCCGAUAUCCCCAGUCCGUACCGAAAUGAUCGCUUGCAUCUAGGCUCACCAGUCUGCGCACAA